UUUUAUCUUCCUCUUUGCUCGUUGUUUCCCCCUCAUAACAGAACAUCACUCUGCAAGUUCACGAGUCCUCGCCUUUCGAGGCUCCUCUUUAUCUCUCUCCCCUUUGCUUCUCUCACAAGACAAACAUUAAACCCGUCUUGUCCUCUAUAAAAUCCAAGCUUCCUUCUCUCUCUUCUGCUCUCUGCAAUCCAAAACAUCGCUCUGUCCCUUCUAUCUCUUCUGUAGUCUCCAUUAUAUGCUCUCUCUCUCCUCUGGUCUUUGUAUUUUGAUUCAUUCCCUCUCUCUCUUCCAUACCUUCUUAUUUCAUUUCUUUUGGGGAUUGGAUUUUUAGAGAGAGAAUGGAUGUUCAAGGGAGGAAGAACAGGGAAGCAAGUCCAGACAGGGCCAAGAUUUACAUGCAAUCCAAGACGAAACAGAACAGGAGAGUUCAGAUUUUGUAUUAUCUCUCUAGGAACGGCCAGCUUGAACACCCUCAUUUCAUGGAAGUCGGUCAUCCGGCCACUCAGCAACUCCGCCUUAAAGAUGUGAUGGACAGGCUCACAGUUCUGAGAGGGAAAGGCAUGCCAUCUCUCUUCUCAUGGUCAUGCAAAAGGAACUACAAAAAUGGCUACGUAUGGAACGAUUUAUCAGAGAACGAUAUCAUAUACCCAACGGAAGGAGCAGAGUAUGUACUCAAAGGUUCAGAGUUAAUUGAUGGAUGUUCAGAAAGCAUCCAGCAACUUCAGCUGAGCUCAAGGCAGAUUAACAUAGAAACCAGGGGAAGGAAACAAUUCUCAGAAAACCUAACGCCAAGAAUCUCAAGAGGAGCUUCACCAGAAGUUCAACACAAACAUAUACAAGAAGAGAGAGAAGAAAGGGAAGAGAGAGAAGAAGUUUUGAAACAUCAAAACAAUGGUUGCAGCACUGAGCUGAGCUUAACUGACACUUCUUCGCCACCUUCUUCCUCUUCUACUCUCUCUGAGAAAGCGGAGACAUUAGAAAACCAAUCUAAAAAAAAACCCAUGAUCAAAACCAGUAGGCACUCUGCUAUUUUACAGCUUCUUGCUUGUGGAUCAAUGGCGAUGAAAACCCAUGAAAUGAAAAAGGGGAGAAACCUCUUUCCGCCCAUAAAAAACCAGAGCUUACACAAAAGGGUGGUUUGUAAAACAGCUGCAAAAAAUGCAGUUUUAGAUGAAGAUCUUGAUUAUUUGCCUGAAAACCUUCGGUUUAGGGCCCCUCACCCUGAAGAGAGAGAGUAUUUUAGUGGGAGUAUUGUGGAGAGGGCGCAGGAAAACCAGGACUCUGGGGAGUUGCCUUCUCUCAAGAAAUCGUCUUCCUACAACGAGGAGAGGGCGUCUAAGUCUGGCAUGGCAGAGGCCCUGGGGAAGAGCGAGAAAGGGAGGUGCAUGCCCAGGAAGAGAUCGGUGCAGCGUUAGCACCGCCUUUUACAGAGAGUUUCUCUCUCUACUCUAGAGAGAGAGAGAGAGAGUUUCUCAGGUCUUUGCUCUGUUGUCUCUCUGGUAGGAGGUGUUCUUGAGAGACUUUGUCCAAAAUUUGUGCUCGCUAUGUAAUGAUGAUGGGGUUGACAUUGUGCCCUGCUUUCUCUCUCUAAAAAUUGGAAUGUUAUCGUUAUUACCGUUAGCUAAACGCUACUUUGUCGAAAUUUCGCUA
Amborella trichopoda is the source of this 1650-nucleotide messenger RNA. Its product is annotated as protein SOSEKI 2. The record is from RefSeq and is a predicted model, not a curated record. NCBI's taxonomy places the organism in Eukaryota, Viridiplantae, Streptophyta, Magnoliopsida, Amborellales, Amborellaceae.